AUUUGUCGUCUGAGUGCACGCGUCACGUGACGGGAAUGAACGCUGUCGUUGCAUUGUGUCAUUUCUGUGAGCUGCACGGCCCGAGUGUCGUCUUCUGCACGCAGGCGUUUUAUAGGCGCUCAGUGGUGCAAACUGGAGGUGAAGUGGAGUUUGACUAUCUGGGAAGAGGCUUAGCUUCACCACAUUCUAGCCAAGACGUUUCCGGCUCAAGUCUACCCGGAUCUGCAAAGAUCACUGACCUCUGUGAGGCUUGCAGGUCAUUGGGACCUGAUCAGGCUGGAUAUAUUAGUCACGAUCGGGAAGCUCAAAUUCGCUAUGUCAGUGGUCAAUAUCCCGCCAUGCCUCAGUUGUACAGUAUUGUAAGACAGGCUUGUGUCAGAAGUUUAAGCUGUGAAGUAUGCCAAGGUCGUUCUGGACCAAUGAUCUUUGGCGACAAUCGAGAAGGACACGUCUUCAGUUACACUUUCUUUUUGCGUGAUCGACAGGCUCGUGGACUUCAGAGAUGGUACAGUAUUAUUAUUGUCACAAUGGAUAAAGUCUUUUUGAUCAACUCGUGGUCAUUUCUUGUUAAGAAUUGUCAGACAGUUAUUGAAGAUUUACAGGACAAAGCACAGAAGAAGUAUGACAGUGAAGGUCCAGAAUCGACUGCCGUAUCUCCUACUGUGUCAUCACUUAUUGGACCGAGUAUCGACCAAUUUCGGAGACGUAGAGGCUUGAGACAUACAUUUAGAUCAAUUGCUGAGUUAACCGGAGAAAUGGUACCUCACUAUCUAGUGAUGGAUUUGUACAGAAGGUUUCACAUUUACUUUUCUCUUCUCUUAAAAGCUGGAGGAUCUCGGCUGAUUGAGCAACAUUUUGAAGGCUCACCUUGGGGAUUUGAAGCAAGAGAUGAUGAACCGGAGGACAGCAGGGAGGUGUCAAGGGAAGAGAGUCUAGGAUUGUCUCUUGAGUCUGAGAUUGGACAUCAUGAUCUAACGUUUGAGAAGUCUGAUGACUCACUGCUCUCUUUCAAUUCUCUGAAACACUUCUAUAAGGUUGUUGGUCGAAAGAACUUCCAGUUGCUUGCAAAAAACGUGCUCGUCGGCAACCAGUUGAUUGUGAGAGGAUCCAUCAAGCCACUUGUGGUGUCUGCUCUGCAGACGUUACAGAGUCUUCUUCCUGCUGGAUGUUGCCAAGUCAUUCCUUACAGCUCCGAGUAUUUGGACUCAUACAAAUGUAAUUUUCUGGGCAUUCACUCCGAAGUCCAACUGCCAUCACAUCUGCGAUCUGCAGAAAUGUUUGUCUUAUUGGACAUCACCCGGAAGCAGCCUGCAGGAUUGGGUCGGCAGCAGGAGUUGGCCGUGUUCGACAGCACGAGCAUCGGAGAUUAUAACUUUGCAGUACACGUGUCUAGUUCGAUCCAACAGGAUGAGAAACUUCCUUCAAUGUUGACGACACUGGAGAAUGCUCUGGCUGAAGACGCCUUUAGUGAUUCUGUUGUCGAGCAGUGCCUUGUUAGUAUUAAAGCCGAAUGGAUGAACAAAGUAAAAGUUCUGUUCAAAUUUCGUCGGACAGGACAACGGACUCAAGAGGAUCUCAGCAGAUUACUGAACGUACUUCAUGUAAAACCCGAGGAUCGACAGCUGACUCAGUUUUGGACACGUGGCCUUGGUCAUCAGUACCGAACACAAUUCCUUGCGUACAGUACCUCCCCUACCUCGUCGGUAGAGAAAACGGUCACUGGCUCUCAGAAUGACAAACCUCCAUCCAAUUCUUCAAUGGUAUAGUUACAGUACUAUCUAUAGUAUAGCAGUGGUGUAUAGAGAGGGAAAUAGUUGGAUAUAAAAUUUCAUUUUAUAUGCAGUGCCUACCAAUUAACACAACACGACCAUAUGGUGUGCGUGGUGUGUGUAGCCUCAGACUUCCAGAUUUCUGGAUGUUGAUUCUAGUGGGUGCUACAUGGGCUUGGGAGGCCGAGGCUAUUGUGUGUGUGU
Messenger RNA from Corticium candelabrum, 1973 nucleotides. RefSeq names its product folliculin-like. Bases 36 to 1766 code for a protein of 576 amino acids. Lineage: Eukaryota; Metazoa; Porifera; Homoscleromorpha; Homosclerophorida; Plakinidae. The record is from RefSeq and is a predicted model, not a curated record. The transcript has 20 exons. Gene Ontology annotation, molecular function: GTPase activator activity. Gene Ontology annotation, biological process: positive regulation of TORC1 signaling; positive regulation of transforming growth factor beta receptor signaling pathway; negative regulation of transcription by RNA polymerase II. Gene Ontology annotation, cellular component: cytosol.